CUUGUUCGUGUUUUCCCCUUCCCCAAUUUCUUCCCUGCCUUCCGGUGGUCAGCUCGCCGUGGAGCGGAGCGAUCUGCGUCGGACUACCGGAAUCAACCCCAUUUCUCCCCUCCUCCUGCCCCUCCGCGACAGAUCGAGCCAUUCACGCUUGCUGGAUCGGGCCUCCCGGAGGAGCGGAGGAGGGAGAACGGCGGCCUUACGGAGAGAGAAAGCUGUGUUCUUGCGGCGGCGGCGGCGGAGGAGUAGCCGUUCUGGACGGCUGCAUAUACGGUUGGGUUCCGGAGGUGGGGCUGCAGGUUCUGUCGAGGUCAGGGCAAGAGCAUCGAUUCGGGGACAGCUGCGCACUGCAGGCUUCACACGCCCCUCUGGUGAAGCGUACACUAGAUUGUUAGCAGAAGGGUUCAAGAAGUGUGCUUACAUUAGUAACUGAAUGACCGAGCUUGAAACCUGAUUUACCCACUGCCCAGGAAGAGCCGGUGAAGCCAUCCAAGCGUGCUUGGUUACUGAUUCCACGAGAUUGCAGCACAGCUUGUACUUGAACACAAAAUCAAAGGACAAUGUUGGUCCUGCACCACUGGCAUUGGCAAUGAGAUAUCCUGCUCCAUUGGGUGAUAAGAAUUACCUGCUAGGAUGAGAAGGAACUAAAGGACUGUUUCAAUGAACAUCUUACUAGAGCUUAAGCAUCUCAAGCAUAUUAGCUUGCCGACGAGGCCUGUCAUUUGCAAAUGCCUUCUCAUAGUGAUUGGUCUUAUUGUGUUGAGAGCAAUUAUCUCCCCUUUUCUUGCCAUUAGCUCGUCUGAGAAGAGUUUUUACGAGUCAACAACCCUUGACUUGUUCCCUGGAGUGAGGAAAGACAAGUUUGUUGAGGUCCCACAGAUUAUAUGGGGAUUGAACAAUCAGAAGAUUGCAUUUGCCAGGGCAUGCUUGACAGCAAAAUUCCUCAACCGGUCUCUGCUCAUGCCAAGUCUGAGUGCUUCACUUUUCUACAAAGAGGUUGACUUGCUGAAGCCUAUUGCUUUCGACAAGGUGUUUGACUUUAACAAGUUCAAUGCUCGUUGUCAUGGGUUUGUAAGGCUAGCUCGGUAUUCACAAGUUCUGAAUCAUACAGAGCCUUUCAAACUCCAAAAGGGAAGUGGUAGGAGGUGGACAGUGGACAGAGACUUGGAUCAACUCCAACAAUCCAGAUUGGGCGAGGCUGAUGGCUCUGAAGUAAUUCAUGUCACUGGAAAACAUCCUUUUCUGUGGCCUGACCAUUGGCCUGUGAAAGACUAUGCCAGGAUCUUUGAUUGCCUAACCUUAGCUCCUGAGAUAGAAACUGAAGUAGUCAAGGUCAUAUCCAAGAUCAAAGAUGCAGGGAAAAAAGCAAGACAUGAGGCUGCCAUUUCUCAUAAUAAGAAGAGGAUCGAUAGUUCGACAAACCUUUCUGUGCAGUACAUUGCUGUUCACAUGAGAAUAGAGAAAGAUUGGAUGAUCCAUUGCAAGAAGUGGGAGCAGCGGUCCAACUCAAAGGAAAUCUGCAGCAGCAAAGGAGAGAUCAUUCAUAAGGUCUCACAGAUCACUGACCUUCGCCGUCCAGUUGUAGUUUAUCUUGCAGUAGCCGACAGCCUUCUAGAAGAUGAUUCAGUAACCAGUGGUUGGAGAGUUGGCAUGAUUGCUUAUGAGAAGAAGAAACUUGGAGUUACUGACAUAUAUGAUAGACAGCCUUAUCUUAUAAAAUCUGCCAUCGACUUUGAGGUAUGCGCCAGAGCGGAUGUGUUUGUUGGCAAUAGCUUCUCAACAUUUUCCAACCUUGUAGUUUUGUCUAGAACGGAAAGGCUAUAUAAUCUUGGGAAGGCAAGCUCAUGCGGCAAGGAUGUUGGGCUGUCGUCCUAUGCGUACAACAUCAUCGGAGAUGAUGGCGGGCCGCAGAGAUGGAUGACAGAUAUGUCGGACACAAGUCUUCAACGCAUAAGUUACGGAACAAAUAACGUCUCCUGCCACUGACCUUUGAGGCACACAACAUCUGACGGAAACACAAUCACACAGGGAAAUAAUUUUCGGCCGAAUCUUGUCUAGAAAGGAGUAGGUACAGCAGCUCGACAGUACUUUCCAUGCUAGAAUCUGGACAGAUCGCACUGCAUGUUGCACUUAGGCAAUGAGUUUGGCCAAGUAUUGCCUGUGUACUUUGUGAGUGUGUACAAAAGUUGUUUCCUUAACAGCAUCGUGCUGGACAGAUUUUAGUUUAAGAGCUCGUUGUGUGGUACUAGUUACCACCCUGUUUGCAUUCUGUUGUUUAGUGAGAUCAGCUUGCUUCGCCCUGUCGAGAAUUUCAUGCUGGCACUAUCACAUAGAACAUCUGUAUGAGUCUAUCCAUUCAUGUACGCUUGUUCCGACAAAUGAAACUUCUUGAUUCUGUAGCA
Messenger RNA from Lolium rigidum, 2399 nucleotides. RefSeq names its product O-fucosyltransferase 23. Lineage: Eukaryota; Viridiplantae; Streptophyta; Magnoliopsida; Poales; Poaceae. Gene Ontology annotation, biological process: pollen-pistil interaction. The coding region runs from base 658 to 1983 and encodes 441 amino acids. The transcript is spliced from 2 exons. The record is from RefSeq and is a predicted model, not a curated record.